Molecule: messenger RNA, 1662 nt
Organism: Microplitis demolitor
Lineage: Eukaryota; Metazoa; Arthropoda; Insecta; Hymenoptera; Braconidae
Gene: CycA
Product: cyclin-A1
Exons: 5
Coding region: 141-1619 (492 amino acids)
Biological process (GO): mitotic cell cycle phase transition; regulation of cyclin-dependent protein serine/threonine kinase activity
Cellular component (GO): cyclin A2-CDK2 complex; nucleus; cytoplasm
Molecular function (GO): cyclin-dependent protein serine/threonine kinase regulator activity
Source: RefSeq, a predicted model, not a curated record
AAACCAGACAGGCUGUUGUGAUCCCUCGUUCCGGUCGGCUCGGCUGUCUUUUAGAUUCUAGCCUCAACUCGGAAAAAAAAAGAAAAAAAGAUACUUUUAUAAAACACAUUUAAUUAUUAUAAAUAUAAAUAAUUAUAAAAAUGGCCACAAUACGGAUUUAUGAAGAUCAAGAAAAUCGAAUUACUGAUACUAGACGUAAUAAAGAUAAUAAUUUAGUACUGAAGGAUCAUAAUCAACAAGGACAACCGGGAUUACAACAGCAAAAACGUGCGGUAUUGGGCGUCCUUCAUAACAACUGCCAUAGGAAUAAACCUGAAAUUACAAAAGAUGAUAAAUUUAGCAAAACAAAAGCUUAUAUACCACCACAAUUGGAAUUUAAAGUUUUUGAUGACAAGCGUGACGCGCCAUUCAAAAUAUACGAGGAAAAAGUUGAAGAAAAACAACAACAACACCAACAGAAAACAUUAUUAUUACAUGAUCAUGAAACUCAAGUACAGGUUAAACGUAUAACAGAAGUAACUUCAUCAUCAUCAUCAACAACAACAACAACAUCAACAGUAUCUAUAAAAGAUAAUGAACGUCGUCCAGUAUUGGAAGUUAAUCCAGUCAGUAUUGUACCAGCAUAUCGUCCAGUUUUACAGGAAAUAAUUGAUCCUACUAUAGAAUUAUGUAAACGUACAAACGAUGAUUAUCAUCCGGCAAGUCCGAUGUCAUUGGACAAAUCAAUAGCCUCAUUGAUGUCUAUUGAGUCAGCUAAAAAAGAAUUAAGAAAUAAACGUGACAAUGUUAAGGCAUUAAAAAAUAAUUUUUAUGAUGUUGAUGAAUAUCGAGCUGAUAUUUACAAUUAUUUGCGUAUCGCUGAGACACAUCAUCGACCAAAACCAGGUUACAUGAAAAAACAACCGGACAUAACAUACGCAAUGCGGUCAAUUCUCGUUGACUGGUUGGUUGAAGUUGCUGAAGAGUAUCGUUUACAAUCAGAAACUCUUUAUUUAGCUGUAUCAUACAUUGAUAGAUUUUUAUCGUAUAUGUCGGUAGUACGUGCUAAAUUACAAUUAGUUGGUACUGCAGCGAUGUUUAUUGCUGCUAAAUAUGAAGAAAUUUAUCCACCAGAUGUUGGUGAAUUUGUUUAUAUUACUGAUGAUACGUAUACUAAAAAACAAGUAUUGAGAAUGGAGCAUUUAAUUUUGAGGGUAUUGUCUUUUGAUUUAACAGUACCAACCCCAUUAGCUUUUAUACGUGAUUUAUGUAUCAGUAAUAAUUUGUCUGAUAAAAUUUUAUAUCUUGCUAUGUACUUAUGUGAGCUAUCAAUGUUGGAAGCAGAUCCGUAUUUACAAUUUUUACCAAGUCAUUUAGCAUCAUCGGCAGUUGCUGUCGCUCGUCAUACAUUACAAGAAGAAGCAUGGCCACAUGAAUUAGAAUUAUCAACAGGUUAUAGUUUGAGUGAUUUAAAAAAAUGUAUCAAAUACUUAACAGAGACAUUUAAUAAUGCCGGUAAUAUUCAACAACAAGCGAUACAAGAAAAGUAUAAAACCAGUAAAUAUGCUCAUGUUGCAUUAUUAUUACCACGUAGUACUGAGGUAUUAGCUUACGAUGAUGAUGAUUCUGAAAGUGCUUGAUUAUUAAUUAUUAGUAGCUGAGUUAUUUUUUUAAUAAUUAAUU